Molecule: messenger RNA, 1058 nt
Organism: Leptopilina heterotoma
Lineage: Eukaryota; Metazoa; Arthropoda; Insecta; Hymenoptera; Figitidae
Exons: 2
Coding region: 335-703 (122 amino acids)
Source: RefSeq, a predicted model, not a curated record
UUUAAAGAUCAUUCCCACUCACAUGGUUUUUCUAUUUUUGCAGAAUUCUCAUUUAGAAGAAUAUUAGAAGAGUACGAGGCAAUUUUUUAAAAUGACAGAAAUUUCUUCAUUUUCUUUGAAAUCCGAACUUUUCUUGAUUGGUGGAUAAAAAUUGUCUAACUCAAUAUAAAAUUGGGAUAAUCCAUUUAAUAAUCCAUUUAACGCCAGGAUAAAAUUGUGAUAAAUGGACAGAAGUGCAGCGUGUCGGAAAGUUUCUUUUGGGAAGAAAAAAGGAGAGAGAGAGUGAAAGAGAGACAAGAGGAGGAUUAUUUUUUUCUCUCAUUUUAGUGGUAUAAUGCCGAUUGCAAAGGAAAUUCUCCUGAGAGAGAAUGGUGCAGAAGUUUCGAUCGAUAUUGUCUUCGGACACGAGAGAUGCCAACAAAAGAGGUUCGCUGUGAAAGCGUAUUUAAUAGAGUUCCAUGUUGAAUUGUGUAUAAAUGUGGGUCUCUAUGAACGAUAUAUCAGAUAUAUUUCCUGCUCUUUACACCUAUUGCUUCAACCGCGAAUGCUCAUGGAGAUGAGAAAGAGAGAAAGCAUAUUUCUAGUCACUUCUCGCGAGGGGUUGCUUUUUAUUGGGAAAGGUUUUGCUUUCCACGAGACAACGAUAAAAGCAGGUGGGAUGCGCUUUUGGCCCGGCACGAGGUGGAUAAUUAUUGCGUCAUAAAUCAUUAUUAUCGCAUUGGGAACCGACUGUGGCUAACGCUACAAAUUUUCAACUUAAAGUUUCUCACUUUAUCUUCAUGAUAUAACUUUUAUUGCACUCACUUAUUUGCUAUUCUCAAAGAAAUAAAAAAAAGAAAGAAGAAAAUAAACGAUAUAUCUGACUCGGCAUCAUUGCACACUGCUUGUGUAAUUAAAAAAUAAGGACGAGUUUGACCUAUUUUACAGUCGGGAAAACAAAAAGCGACGCAAGCGAUAUUGAUAAAAAAAGGAAGAGAAGAAGAAGAAAAAAAGUUGCAUCUUCAUUAAGUUCUAACAAUAAUGUGACAGGGAAAAUCUUUUUAUUGUUACUGAAAGAA